UCUGCCAUCCCCACCCUGCUGGUCUCAGGAUGUCCUCCAGACUGGUGGCUGACAAGGACCAUUAGAAACCCAGAGCAGCGUCUGUCCGAUGGGGCUGCCUCUCCACCCCUCUCUGCACACCUUUGCUGUGGGGGGAGAAGGGGAGCAGAGUAGCAUGAGAAGUGCAAAAUGUUUCAAAUCCCUGUUCAGAACCUUGACAAUAUCAGGAAGGCUCGAAAAAAGGUGAAGGGCAUCCUGGUGGAGCUUGGGCUUGACAGCUGCAGGGAGCUGCUGCAGAGUCUGAGAAGCUUUGACCCAGGGGAAGAACACUUCUGCAACACUUCAUGGCGUGAUGUCUCUCCUUGGGAGUCGGUGGGCAAGAGGAAGAGGUACAGAACAAAGCCCUACUGCUGCAGCUUGUGCAAGUUCUCCUCCAAACUGCUCACCUCCUUCAGGAACCACUUGCACCGUUACCAUGAGGAUGAAAUGGACCAAGAGCUGGUGGUUCCUUGCCCAAAGUGUGCAUUUGCUUCUGACCCCAAAGUAGUGGGGAAGCACAUCCGGAUGUUCCACUCCAGCAAGAGGAUCCAGAGCUACACAGUCAGCAUCCUGGAUGGCAUGAAACAGGUGCGCAGCGACACCAUAAACUUCACCUGCCUGAAAUGCCACUUCACAGACACCCUGUACUACAACAUGAAGAAGCAUGUGCUGAUGAGCCACUUCCAGAGCCUGAUCAGUUCCUACUUUGGCCAGAAGGCCGAGGAGGGCGGCGAGGAUGCUGCCGAGCACUACUGCAAGAAGUGCAACGCCUGUGCCAGCAGCCAGGACUCCCUCAUGUACCACGUCCUGACUGCUGAGACGCACCGAGACCUGGAGAACAAGCUCAGGUCUGUCAUCUCGGAGCACAUCAAGAAGCCAGGGCUGGUGAAGCAGAUGCACAUCGCCCCAAAGCCUCUGCAGGCCGUGGCAGCUCCUCCAGCAGCCACGGGGCCCCCCGCAGCCCCAGCAGGCUCCGUCCCACCGCCUGCUUGCAUCCAGCUCAGCUUCCCACAGAGCAACCCCAGCCAGAACGUGGUGCAGCCAAAUUCAGUCAGGCCACUGCCUGUCCCAAGUGCCUCUGGUAGCCUUCCACACACCACCUCCGCCCCGGCUGUCACCCCCUCGCACGUCGCUCUUGUCUCCAGCAACCUUCCCGCAGGCCAGACCAGCAUCGGCAUCCAGCCCUCACCUCCCCAGCCCAUCCUUGUCUCCCAUAGCCUGCCCCUCAGCCAGCCCCUGGGGGCUGGAGCUCUUCCUCUCAACCCCUCUGUUGGGGCUGUCAGCAGAACUGUGGCCCCUGCAGUGCUGCCUCUCAGCCAGCCUGUCAGGCCUGGGCUCUUCCCUGUCAGUCAGCCCCUUGGCCCCAUCAGUGGUCCUGUCACGGCCGGGACGCUGCCCAUGACUCAGCCAGUCAGCCCUGUGAACCCCCCGGGGGCUCCAGGGGUGCUGUCUGUAACCCCCCCGGGGGCUCCAGGGGUGCUGUCUGUAACCCCCCCGGGGGCUCCAGGGGUGCUGUCUGUAACCCCCCCGGGGGCUCCAGGGGUGCUGUCUGUGAACCCCCCGGGGGCUCCAGGGGUGCUGUCUGUGAACCCCCCGGGGGCUCCAGGGGUGCUGUCUGUGAACCAGUCUCUGGGUGCCGUGAACAGACCCCUGGGCCCCAGGGUGGUGCCUGCGGCACAGCCUGUGGGGCCGGGGGUGGUGCAGCUGGGGCAGGCGGUGGGCCCGGGGGUGGUGCCGGUCAGGCAGCCUGUCAGGCCAGGGUUCCUGCAGCUCAACCAGCCGGUGGCGCCGGCGGUCAUCCCGGUGCCCCAACCGGUGCCACCUGCAGCCUCACAGGGCACAGCCUUCCUGACCACUGGCUCCAUCCUCCGGCAGCUGAUCCCCACUGGCAAGCAGGUCAAUGGGAUCCCCACCUACACCCUGGCCCCGCUCUCGGUCACCCUGCCUGUACCCACGGGGGGUGGACUGGCGACGGUGGCACCCCCGCAGGUGCCCAUCCAGCUGAUGCAGCCCGGGCCUGUGGCUCAGCUGUCCCAGUCCCCGGCCGGCGCCCCCUCCCCUCCCGUGGUGCUGGCUCCCCAGAACAUCUCCCUGCAGGGCUCUCCCCCCGGCCCCGAGAGCAGCCAGGCUGUCAGGCAGGCCAAGCAGUGGAAGACCUGCCCGGUGUGCAACGAGCUGUUCCCAUCCAACGUCUACCAGGUGCACAUGGAGGUGGCCCACAGGCAGGGUGAGGUGAAGGCAGAGGGGGCUCUGGAGCCCGAGAAGCUGGCGGCCUGCGCGCCCUUCCUGCGCUGGAUGACAGAGAAGACGGUGAGGUGCUUCUCCUGCCAGUGCUUCCUCUGCGAGGAGGAGCUGAUCAGGCACCUCCUGAUGCAUGGCCUGGCCUGCUUGUUUUGCACAGUCACUUUCCACGACUUGAAGAGCUUUGUGGAGCACAACAAAGCCACCCAUAACGGGAAGAAGCAGCUCCACGCAGACUACAGCAACAGAGGCUUCCAGCUGGGGAAGGAUGCUCAGGGGGACCUCGUGUUCCCACACUUUGAUUUCAGCACCCUGCUGCCCCAGGAGGACAUCGAUAGGGAGGUGCACCUGGCCGUGCUCGCUGGACUCACGUCCAGGACGCUCAUCCCUCUCUACAUCAAGGUGAAGCCCCAGGCGGAGGAGGCGAGGACCAGGUAUGGCAAGGUGUCCACCUGUCCCUUUUGCUUCAGCACCUUCGUCAAAGAAGAGAACUACCAGCGGCACCUGAAGGAGCGGCACCACAUCAUGCCCACGGUGCACACCAUCCUCAAGACCCCUGCCUUCAAGUGCAUCCACUGCUGUGGUGUCUACACUGGAAACAUGACCCUGACGGCCAUCGCUGUGCACCUGCUGCGCUGCCGCAGCGCCCCCAAGAGCAGCCUCAGGAUGGAGAGGAAGGAGCUGCUGCUCAUCAACGGCGAGAAGCAGGACGCUGCGGUGCUGAAGAGGAAGCAGUUGGACUCCUGCUUGGCUGCGGAAGACCAAAGGAGCAAGGAGCAGCUGAGCCUCGGCAGUGCUGCAGGGGAGGUGACCGCGGGGAUUGUGCCUUUCAAACGCCAGAAGGUUGGCGGCAGGGCAGAGGUGAAGAAGCUGCCUGGCGACGACCUUCGCUUCCUGGCUGUGGACCCUAAGGAGUACGACCACAACUCCUAUGAGGCUCAGAAACAGUUCUUGAUAGACUACUUCCACAAGAGGCCAUACCCUUCCAAGAAGGAGAUGGAGCUGCUCUCCUUGCUGCUGUGCGCCUGGAAGAUCGACGUGGCCUCCUUCUUUGGCAGGAAGAGGAAUGUCUGCCUGAAGGCCAUCAACAGGCAGAGGCCGUCCGUGCUGCUGGGCUUCAGCAUGUCUGAGCUGAAGAACAUCAAGCACAGGCUGAGCAUCAGAGAUGACCCUGUGGAGGUCUGACUGAGUCCCCCAGUGUGGUGCCAGGCACCCCACGGCUGCUCCCGC
Dryobates pubescens (Downy woodpecker) is the source of this 3489-nucleotide messenger RNA. RefSeq names its product ADNP homeobox 2 (gene ADNP2). Bases 169 to 3444 code for a protein of 1091 amino acids. Gene Ontology annotation, biological process: regulation of gene expression. Lineage: Eukaryota; Metazoa; Chordata; Aves; Piciformes; Picidae. Gene Ontology annotation, cellular component: nucleus. The record is from RefSeq and is a predicted model, not a curated record. Gene Ontology annotation, molecular function: DNA binding. The transcript has 4 exons.